CUUCGCCACAACUGUCCUGCCUUCAUCAGCCGGGUGGUGUGGGCCUCGCGCUUCGACCUUCUCUUCUUUUUCUAGAGAUGUCAUAGUGGCGCGUGGCCACAAACACGAUGACCCUUGAGAAGAUGAGUCACAACACCGACUGCGAACGCCCGCAACCGGCCUUCGCGGAAGCGCGCUGGCCAAUGAUAGAGCAAGCGUGCAAUGACGUUCUGAUGACAUCAUCCUGCAGCCGUACCAGGCCGGACAUGGCUCUCUUGUUCCUAGCGUUUUGCCGAGGAGGCUCGUUGUUCUUUGUGUCCUUCCUGUUCCCGCAAGAGAUGGCGACCAAGGUGCGUUCAUCGUUACCGUUCUCUACCAAGGUGGAAAUAAUCCGGCGCGUUGAACGCGGCGAGAAGAAGACAGAAGUCGCCGCAUCCUUCAAGAUCGCCAGAAGCACGCUGGGUACGAUACUGAAAAACAAGCCAGCGAUCCUGCAAAAGGCCCGAGAUCGACCGAACGCCGACGGAAAGCGCAUUUGGGCGCCUGCCUUUGACAGAGUGGAAAAGGCGCUGUACGCGUGGUUUUUGGAUAUUCAAGCUCGAAACCUUCCAGUUUCGGGCCCCAUGUUACAGCAGAAAGCAAAAGACUUUGCCUUUUUGCUCGACGUUCAAGAUUUUAGAGGCGGAUCCGGAUGGCUUCAACGGUUCAAGGAACGUUACGACAUUGUCGGCAAAGUUGUCGCUGGCGAGAGUCGAGCAGUCGACAAUGAAAGCGUUAAGAAGUGGAUCGCCGAAAACUGGCCAGCAAUUACGGAGCAGUACAGGACCUGCGAUAUUUAUAAUACCGACGAAACCGCACUGUUUUGGCAGCUCCUACCCAGUCGGACCUUGGCACGACAAGGCGAGAAGUGCCAUGGCGGCAAGCUCUUCUCUCUGUCGUAAGUGCCACAACUUUUUUUUCCUUCUCAAUUUUACGGAAUUAUCGUGUUCAUUUAUUGUCUGUUACCUAGAAAUUUUCGGGCUUUCUUAGAUGAUAUGUUUCAAUAUUGAAAUUUAUUGAUAGAAAUAUGAAUACAUAUGUUCCAUCAUGAAAGCUGCCUCGCGAUAACACGGCUCUGAGCGCCGGCGUGAGGCUCGCUACGCUCG
This is a messenger RNA of Ixodes scapularis (black-legged tick), 1124 nucleotides long. RefSeq names its product tigger transposable element-derived protein 4-like. Gene Ontology annotation, molecular function: DNA binding. Lineage: Eukaryota; Metazoa; Arthropoda; Arachnida; Ixodida; Ixodidae. The transcript has a single exon. Bases 108 to 920 code for a protein of 270 amino acids. The record is from RefSeq and is a predicted model, not a curated record. Gene Ontology annotation, cellular component: nucleus.